This is a messenger RNA of Plectropomus leopardus (leopard coralgrouper), 2205 nucleotides long. RefSeq names its product UTP15 small subunit processome component (gene utp15). Lineage: Eukaryota; Metazoa; Chordata; Actinopteri; Perciformes; Serranidae. Gene Ontology annotation, biological process: rRNA processing; positive regulation of transcription by RNA polymerase I. The record is from RefSeq and is a predicted model, not a curated record. Gene Ontology annotation, cellular component: nucleolus. Gene Ontology annotation, molecular function: protein binding.
UGUCAUCAUGGCGUCCUCCAGUGCUCCGAGAGGCAACGUGAUAACUCUUUAAAAUGAGCAACUUUUGGUUAACUUGGACAACCAACAUCUGUAUCAUCUAAUUUCAACAAACUGUACUUGGAAAAAAUACGACUGCACUCACGGAUAUAUUUACUCAGAGACAAAAAGUAUUUUGUGAUUGACAUAGAGAUGGCUUCAUUUAAACCCACAAAAAUCCAAGUCUAUCCCAAACUUGGAGAGAAAGUAACACAAGACACACUGUACUGGAAAAACUACAAGACGCCGGUCCAGAUAAAAGAAUUUGGAGCGAUCACAAACAUAGAUUUUUCCCCGGUGGCUCCACAUAACUUUGCUGUGACAGCAUUCACAAGAAUCCACAUAUACGGGCCAUUUUCCCAGGAGCCUGUGAAGACAUUUACACGGUUUAAGGAGACUGCAUACUGUGGGAGGUUCAGGUCAGACGGUCAGCUGCUUGUGGCGGGAUGUGAGGACUCUGUGGUCCGGCUGUUUGAUGUCAGUGGCAAGGUGGCAAUCAGGAUGUUCAAAGGGCACUCAAAGGCUGUACAUGUCACAGACUUCACCUCAGACCGGUACCAGAUCCUCACAGGGUCAGACGACUACACCUGUCGACUGUGGGACAUCCCAAAUGCCACAGAGCUCAACAGCUACCAAGAACACACAGAUUACAUCCGCUGUGGUGUCACGAGCAAACUCAGCAGAGACCUCUUCAUUACCGGAUCUUACGACCACACACUGAAGCUGUUUGAUGCCAGAGUGGAUAAGAGUGUGAUGACCAUGGACCACGGCCAGCCAGUAGAGAGUCUGCUUCUCUAUCCUUCUGAGGGACUCCUCGUCUCUGCAGGAGGUCGCUAUGUGAAGGUGUGGGAUCUGCUUAAAAGAGGACAGCCUCUGGUGUCACUGAAGAAUCACCACAAAACUGUCACCUGUUUGUGUCUCAGCAGCAAUGGAGAGAGACUGCUGUCAGCCUCUCUGGACAGGCAUGUAAAGGUGUAUAACACAACCAACUACAAAGUGGUGCACAACUUUGACUACUCUGCCUCCAUCCUCAGUCUGGCUUUAGCUCCAAAUGAUGAGUCCAUUGUGGUGGGUAUGACCAACAGUAUUCUGAGUAUUAAACACCGGAAAAACCCUGAAGAGUCAAAAGGCAUCCCUGGACAACAGAGGCGACGGCCGUCAUACCGUGUUUUUGUGAAGGGGAAGAAUUAUGUCCCUAAACAGGAUGAUUAUCUUGUCAGCAAGCCAGUCAGACAGCAUUUGGCUAAAUAUGACAAGCAACUCAAGAAAUUCAAUGUAUCGAAGGCUUUGGAUACAGCUCUGGAGACAUGGACAAGACUGCGAAAGCCUGAGGUUACGGUUGCUGUUAUAAAGGAGCUGGAUCGAAGAGGAACGUUGAAGAACGCACUGGCAGGAAGGGAUGAACAAGGACUUACUCGGUUGCUUAACUUCCUCAUAGGGAACUUGGUUGACCCCAGGUUUGCUCCGGUCCUCACAACAGCUGCCGAGAAUAUCCUGGACAUCUAUCAGUCAGUAAUCGGCCAGUCACCAGUGGUGGACCGUCAGCUGCUGCGUUUGCAGCAGCUGGUGGAGACAGAGAUUGACUACCAGCAGGAACUCCUGGAGGUGCUGGGCAUGUUGGACGCAAUGUUUGCCUCCUCCCUCCCCAGGAAGGAGGUGCCGUGCCCUGGCAUCAGCAGGGCUAACGGCCUAGCUCAGGGAGAAGAGAGUACCUCGAGACCACAGCUUCAGGCCACCUGAGGCUCGCAUGGAAGAAAAACUGCUUUAGACUGGGUUAGAGUGCCUUCACAACUCUGAAAACCUCUUUGAAACAUCAGACACAUUUGCUGACAUGACAGGCUAUAUGUCACCAAACAAACAUUUUGGUACAGGUUUUAAGAGACUGACAAACCCCAUGGUCUCACUCUGAGGUUUUAACUCGGCGUGACUGACAUCAGGCACCAGAGAGAAGAUACAUUUACUGUGUGAAGAAUCUCUGAAUGUGUGAAUGGUAAAGUGAGGCGUUGUUUUUAUUGGAAGUCUUGUAAUUACACUUUCAAAUGUAAAUGUGGUGUAUGUGUGUGUGUUUGGAUGAUUUGACUGUUAAUGUCUGCUUGUUUUGUUUUCAUAAGAUUUGGCAUUGGUAAAUGUUUUAUAAGCAGAUAUAAAUAAAUCUUUGUAAUAGUGAAA